AUGUGCCAGAAUAACCAGACCAAGGUUACUGAAUUUGUACUUUUGGGAUUCUUCAGCUUCCAGGAUUUCCAGAUUUUGCCCUUUCUCCUAUUCCUUCUCUUCUUUAUUGUAAUCCUGAGCGAGAAUUUCCUCAUUGUUUUACUAAUUUCUGUAAGUCAGAACCUGAAACAUCCUAUGUACACUUUCUUAAAAAACUUGGCUCUUGCGGAUAUCCUGUCCACAUCAAAUGCCGUAUUUCCCCUGCUAGACGUCAUUCUGAGGAAAAUGGGGAGGAUACACGUCUACCAUUGUAUAUUUCAGUAUUAUAUUCUUUGUUUCUCAGGGUUUACACAGUCACUUCUCCUAAUAGUUAUGUCACUCGACAGGUAUCUAGCUAUCUGCCAUCCUUUACGUUACGCCAUGAUUAUGAAUCCAAAAAACUGUUUGCAGCUGGUUUGUUCUUCUUGGUUUGUAGCCUUUAUACUCAUAACAAGUGAGAUUAUAUUAAUGUACCAGCUAGAGUUUUGUGAAUCCAAUGUCAUUGACCAUUUCUUUUGUGACAUAGCUCCAAUCCUGCAGCUUUCAACUUCAAACAUUGCCUUGGUUUCCUGGUAUGACUUUGUGUUAUCACUGUUUAUGAUAUUUCUUGCAUUUAUGCUUGUUAUUGUUUCUUAUAUUUGUAUCAUUGUCGCCAUUCUCAGAAUGUCUUCUGUGAUCGGCCGCAGAAAAGCUUUUUCAACGUGCAGCUCUCACCUGGCUGGUGUCUGCACAUAUUAUGGAACUCUAGUUGCGAUAUAUUUGGUGCCAUCUUCUAAAAAUUUGCGGGAUGAAAACAAAUUUCGGACUUUAAUGUACACUGUGGUAACCCCCAUAAUGAAUCCUAUUAUUUACAGCUUCAAAAACCAGGAGAUUACUGGGGCCAUGAAGAAGCUCUUUAUGUAUAAGAAAGAAAAAUGUAAAACACUCAAAUAA
Messenger RNA from Hyla sarda, 951 nucleotides. Its product is annotated as olfactory receptor 1S1-like. Gene Ontology annotation, biological process: G protein-coupled receptor signaling pathway. Gene Ontology annotation, cellular component: membrane. The transcript has a single exon. Gene Ontology annotation, molecular function: olfactory receptor activity; G protein-coupled receptor activity. NCBI's taxonomy places the organism in Eukaryota, Metazoa, Chordata, Amphibia, Anura, Hylidae. The coding region runs from base 1 to 951 and encodes 316 amino acids. The record is from RefSeq and is a predicted model, not a curated record.